Molecule: messenger RNA, 1251 nt
Organism: Sphaerodactylus townsendi
Lineage: Eukaryota; Metazoa; Chordata; Lepidosauria; Squamata; Sphaerodactylidae
Product: dynamin-1-like protein
Exons: 10
Biological process (GO): mitochondrial fission
Cellular component (GO): microtubule; cytoplasm; membrane
Molecular function (GO): microtubule binding; GTPase activity; GTP binding
Source: RefSeq, a predicted model, not a curated record
UUUGUGCCUCCACAGAGCAGUGGGAAAAGCUCUGUGCUUGAGAGCAUUGUUGGCCGGGACUUCUUGCCACGCGGCUCAGGCAUCGUCACGCGUCGGCCUCUCAUCCUGCAACUGGUGCAUGUCCCAACUUUGGCAGAGAGGAGGCGGGCAGCCAGUGGAGAAAGCGGUGUCCAGGCUGAAGAAUGGGCCACCUUCCUGCACUGCAAACACAAGACCUUUACUGACUUCAGUGAGAUUCGGGAGGAGAUUGAAAUCGAGACAGAAAGGACGACUGGAGCUAACAAGGGAAUCAGCCCGGAGGCCCUGUAUCUGAAGAUCUACUCCCCCCAGGUGCUCAACUUGACUCUUGUGGAUCUGCCAGGGAUUACCAAGGUGCCCGUUGGGGAUCAGCCCCCCGACAUUGAGGUCCAGGUCCGGGAUAUGAUCCUUUCCUACAUUUCCAACCCCAACUGCCUGAUCCUGGCCGUGACGGCUGCGAACACGGACAUGGCCACCUCCGAAGCGCUCAAGCUCGCUCGAGACGUGGACCCUGAUGGGCGGAGGACGCUGGCCGUCAUCACCAAGUUGGAUCUGAUGGACGCUGGGACAGACGCCAUGGACGUCCUGAUGGGCCGUGUCAUUCCCGUGAAGCUGGGCAUCAUCGGGGUGGUCAACAGGAGCCAACAUGACAUCAAUAGCCACAAGAGCAUCACUGAGUCUCUGCAGGACGAACAGGGUUUCCUACAGAAGCGGUACCCAUCGCUUGCCAACCGGAAUGGCACACGGCACCUGGCCAAGACUCUCAACAGGUUGCUGAUGCAUCACAUCCGGGACUGCCUGCCAGAGCUGAAGACACGGGUGAAUGUCCUGACGGCCCAGUACCAGUCUGUCCUACAAAGCUAUGGGCAGCCCAUCGAGGACAAGAACGCCACCCUGCUGCAGAUCAUUACCAAGUUCGCCACCGAGUACUGUAACACCAUCGAGGGCACGGCCCGCAACAUCGAGACUUCAGAGCUGUGUGGAGGUGCCCGGAUGUGCUAUAUCUUUCACGAGACCUUUGGCCGCACACUGGAGUCCAUUGACCCGCUGGCCGGCCUGACGAUGCUGGAUAUCCUGACGGCCAUCCGCAAUGCCACAGUCAACCUCACACUAGCACGCAGCGGGCCAGUGUUUGUGUUCACUUCCAUCAGCCUGCGUGGCAACCAGAAGAGGGGGAAGGCAACUUUUUUCUGGAUAAAACUUACUUUUCAUAGAAUCGUAGAGUUGGAAUGA